Molecule: messenger RNA, 399 nt
Organism: Desarmillaria tabescens
Lineage: Eukaryota; Fungi; Basidiomycota; Agaricomycetes; Agaricales; Physalacriaceae
Exons: 2
Coding region: 1-399 (132 amino acids)
Source: RefSeq, a predicted model, not a curated record
AUGCAGUGGACACAAGUAUUCUCCCGUAACACCAUUGAAAAUUCAGGCAGCGCUGCUCGAGAUUUCUGUAUGCUCGAGCGAAACAUGCUUGCGCAUAUCAAGCUGGCGCUGCUGCUUUCUGUUCUCUCGUCGUCGCUUAUCCUGCAAGCCCGACUGGUUCCAACAUCGGAUGAAGGAAGUUAUGCCCAAGAGUACGGGAUACCCCUCGCAAUCAUACAGUUUGUCGCUGCAUUGUUGGCCAUAGCGGCGGGAGUCUGGGAGUUCCAUGUCGGUUGUCGUGACCUGAUGAGGAUGCGAGCAUUUCUGGUGGCGCCCAAACCUCAUUUCGCUAUCAUGACUGUUGUCAUGGCCAUCGUGUUCACCACCUGUGUGAUCUUGCUCGACAAGGCCGGUGCUUGA